Messenger RNA from Acanthochromis polyacanthus (spiny chromis), 2982 nucleotides. RefSeq names its product Fas (TNFRSF6) associated factor 1 (gene faf1). Gene Ontology annotation, cellular component: nucleus; endoplasmic reticulum. The record is from RefSeq and is a predicted model, not a curated record. Lineage: Eukaryota; Metazoa; Chordata; Actinopteri; Pomacentridae. The coding region runs from base 263 to 2287 and encodes 674 amino acids. The transcript has 19 exons. Gene Ontology annotation, molecular function: ubiquitin binding; NF-kappaB binding.
ACGACAGCUGCAGCACUUUACGGCAGCAAUGGACUAGCUGAGAAUAAUGAUACGAGAUAACUGAACACUGUAGCGCUACUUUACUGAAUUCUGUCCACCUGAGGCCGUUGAAUCCCGAUAAAGUCAAACAUUUCCAACUUGCCGGCCUUUCUCUCCGCGUCGCGUCUGAAUAAACAGUUUUAUUGAUUCCCAGUGUCCUUCUGUGAGGCGAGAAAGCGACGAGAGCCAGUGGAAGAAGCAUCGCUUUUAGCCAGUCAUUGCCAUGGCCUCCGAAAGCGGCGACAGCAACAUGGACAGAGAGAUGAUUCUGGCUGACUUUCAGGCUUGCACAGGAAUCGACAACAUUGCAGAGGCGAUCACUCUGUUAGAGCUUAAUAACUGGGAUUUAGUGGCAGCCAUCAACGGGGUGAUACCACAGGAGAAUGGCAUCCUACAAAGUAACUUUUCCAGCGAGCCGAGCCAGGCCAGCAUGUACGGACCUCCCAGCCACUCAGAAGCAGCCGAUGCAGCAGCAGGAGGCGCGGUUCCUCCUCCCUCUUCUUCGUCUUCGUCCUCUUCCCCUCCGUCGUCCUCGACUUCAGCCUUCUGCCCCCUCAACUCCUCCUCCCGACACAUCGUAGAGCGUCAGCCCCGGAUGCUCAACUUCAGGGUGGAGUACCGGCAACGCACUGUAGAGCUGGUACUCGAGGAGGGCAGCACAGUCGGGGAAAUCAAACAAAUCCUCGAGACAGAGCUCGGUGUCCCAGUGUCCAAAAUGCAGCUGAAGGGAUGGAAGAGCGGCGACGCGUCUGAUAGUACGGUGUUGAGAAGUUUACACCUGCCCAAGAACAACAGCCUGUAUGUCCUGACCCCAGACAUCGCCCCUACUGCCAGCACCAGCAAAAACAGCGCUCUCCAAGAGUCGUUAAACCAGAACUUCCUGCUGGUCAUCAGCCACCGUGAGGCUCAGAGGGACUACAACCUCAACUUCCCCGGCUCCAGAACCAUACAGGAGGUGAAAAGGAACGUUUCAGACUUGACCAACAUCCCAGUCCGGCAUCAGCAGUGGGAGGGAUGGCCUGCAUCAGCAUCUGAUGAUUCUAUGACACUAGCUCUCUCCGGGAUUAGCUACCCCUGCCAUCACCUCAGUGUUUGUCGAAGGUCCUCACCAGCCAACGCCCAGGAACCCACAGAAGAGUGCGCAGAUGUCCAUAUGAUCAGCGACAGCGAGGGGGAUGACUAUGAAGACGCGUCAGAAUUCGGUGUGGACGAUACAGAGAUGUUCGGAAUGGGCUCCUCAAGCUGUCGGAAAUCACCCAUGAUGCCAGAGAACAGCGAGAACGAAGCCGAUGCCUUACUUCACUUUACUGCCGAAUUUUCUUCAAGGUAUGGAGAGACCCACCCGAUGUUCUUCAUCGGGUCUUUGGAGGCAGCAUCUCAAGAGGCCUUCUACGGCAAAGCCAGAGAUAGAAAGCUGCUCGCCAUCUACCUCCACAAUGACGACAGUGUUCUCAGCAACGUCUUCUGCUCCCAAAUGAUGUGCGCCGACUCCAUUGUCUCCUACCUGAGCCAGAACUUCAUCACAUGGGCCUGGGACGUCACAAAAGAAGCUAACAAAGCCAGACUACUCACCAUGUGCACGAGGCACUUUGGCAGCGUGGUGACACAAACUAUACGGACGUACAAGACAGACCAGUUCCCUCUGCUCCUUAUAGUCAUGGGAAAACGCACAUCCAACGAAGUUCUAAAUGUUAUUCAAGGCAAUACGACAGUGGAUGAGCUGAUGAUGAGGUUAAUGGGAGCAAUGGAGAUCUUCACAGCACAACAGCAAGAGGACAUCAAAGAUGAGGACGAGCGCGAGGCAAGAGAGAUGGUGAAGAGAGAACAGGACGAGGCCUACCGCUUGUCUUUAGAGGCUGACCGUAAGAAGAGAGAAGCCCAAGAAAGAGAAGAAGCCGAACAGGUUCGCCUGGAGCAGAUGAGGAAGGAGCAGGAGGAGGAGAAGGAGGCGAUCCGCUUGUCACUGGAGCAGGCCCUACCUCCAGAGCCCGACGAAGAGUCAGGAGAGCAGAUCAGCAAACUGAGAAUCCGCACGCCCAGCGGGGAGUUUUUGGAAAGGCGCUUCCUGGGCAGCUGUAAGCUCCAGGUCCUCUUCGACUUCGUGGCCUCCAAGGGAUACCCCUUCGACGAAUUCAAGCUCCUCACCACCUUCCCCCGUAGAAAUAUCACCCAGAUGGAUCCAGGGUCGACCCUGCUGGAGGCCAAGCUGUUCCCACAGGAGACGCUUUUCCUGGAGGCUAAAGAAUAAGAAUCCGGCCCGACUGACAGACUGAUGAACUGGCUGGACACACACUAGUCACCGAGCAUGGCCCCCCCGACCUCCCAGUGUGGGCCUACAGUACACACACACACACACACACACACACACACACACACACACACACACACACACACACACACACACACACACACACACACACACGCCCACACGCCCAGAACCACAACUCACUCUCAGACGUACAUGAACACACUGGCAUGCACGUCCAGUGACACACCAAGUGCAAGUAAGCUUCUCUGCCCUCGGCCUGGUCGUGGUACAUGAAUGCCUAGAGGUGUACACGUGUUGCACAGAGGAGCAAAGACAGUAUCACAAGCACACAGCCAAACAUUCACCUCCCCGAAAACCCUCCCCUCCCUCCUCCUCCUCUCUCUUUCUUCGACUCCUCUCGCACUCUUCACAAACGUCACCAAACUGCUGGUUUUCUGUCACGACACGGAUCAAAAACGGCAUCGAGAGACUGAGUAGACAAAUCUUUGUCACAAUUAAAAAAAAUAAAUGAAUAAAAACAACAAAAAAAAAAAACAAGAAAAAACAAAGACUUGUUCCCUCCCCCUCAUUACACACACACCGAGGCUGCUUUUUUAGAACAUGGGUUUUGUGUUUGAAAUUUAAGAAAAAUGUUUAAAAAAAUAAUAAAAAUGUAAUAAAGAAGAUGAGAUGUC